This is a messenger RNA of Protobothrops mucrosquamatus (brown spotted pit viper), 6061 nucleotides long. RefSeq names its product von Willebrand factor (gene VWF). The annotation marks the transcript as partial. Gene Ontology annotation, molecular function: protein binding. The record is from RefSeq and is a predicted model, not a curated record. NCBI's taxonomy places the organism in Eukaryota, Metazoa, Chordata, Lepidosauria, Squamata, Viperidae. Gene Ontology annotation, cellular component: extracellular matrix. The transcript is spliced from 32 exons. Gene Ontology annotation, biological process: cell-substrate adhesion; blood coagulation.
UCCCUGUCUCUCCAGUGUGCUGAUGACCGGGAUGCGGUGUGCACCCGCUCAGUCUCCGUGCAGCUCCAGGAGGAGAACUUCACUAUCAAACUGAAACACGGCGGGGGCGUUUCUGUGAACGGCCAAGACGUUCAGAUCCCCUUCAUACUAAAUGCUCUGCACAUCCAGCAUACGGUGCUGCCAGCUGUUCGCCUCAGCUAUAAGGAGAAUAUGCAUCUGGACUGGGACGGGCUGGGAACUCUUGUAAUCAAGUUAUCUUCAGAAUACACCGAACAAACUUGUGGCCUGUGCGGCAACUACAAUGGCAACCAAGGAGAUGAUUUUCUCACCCCUUCCGGGCUGGUGGAAACCCUCGUGGAGGACUUUGGAAAUUCUUGGAAGCUGAAGGGGGACUGUGAAGAUCUGCAAAAACAAGACAGCAAUUCCUGUAGCCUAAAUCCUCGCUUAGCCAGGUACGCAGACAGCUCCUGCUCCGUCCUGCUGUCGCCCCUGUUUGGGCCCUGCCACCCGGAGGUCAGCCCUUCUCCCUACCUGAAGAACUGCCGCUACGACGUCUGCUCCUGCUCGGAUGGCAGAGACUGCUUGUGCACGGCGGUCUCGGCCUACGCCAUGGCUUGCGCCCGCAAAGGGGUGCUGAUCGACUGGAGGAAGCCGGAAUUUUGUGGCCCUGGUUUACAACAUCUAAGUGUUCGGACUCUUGCAAGCUUCAAAACCGAAAGCAAUCAGGUUAAAACGAGCAAGUACCCCUUGUCGGUGCGACACGGGAACAAAUGCGUGGUCCCUGAGAAUUGCCCCUGUUUCCACAACGGACAGGAAUACGCGCCAGGGCAAACAGUGACCAAGGACUGCAAUACGUGCACCUGCCGCGCUCGAAAAUGGGAGUGCACGGAAAACGUCUGCGAUGGAAAGUGCUCGGUCAUCGGCGCAGCGCACUAUUUGACCUUCGAUGGGCUGAAAUACAGAUUUCCCGGCAACUGUCAGUAUGUGCUUGUUCAGGACCACUGCGAAGAGGACGUUGCUGGGUCCUUUUGGAUACUUGUGGCCAACGAAGGAUGUGGCUUCACCAAAGAGACAUGCACGCGAAGGAUCACUGUUUUGUUCGACAGGGGAGAGAUUGAGCUACACGAUGGAGAAGUUAAUGUCCUCACACCUCCGAGAGAAGAAGGAAACGUGGAAAUUUUGAAGUCUGGCCGUUACUAUAUUCUGAUAUUGGGGCGAGGAAGAAUCUCCCUGUCUUGGGAUCAAAACAUGGGAAUUACCGUUAUCUUGAAAGAACACUACAGAGAUAAAGUCUGUGGCCUGUGUGGGAAUUUUGAUGGCAUCCCAAACAACGAUCUGAGAAGCAGUCGGAAGCAGAUUGAAGUUGAUCCAAGUGACUUUGGGAAUUCUUGGAAAGUUCACUCACAGUGUGCUGAUGUCGGAAAGCUUUCCCAAGGACAGGACCUGGCAGCUUCGCUGUGCAACGGCCACGCAAUAAAACAGGUGAAGGUGGAGACCUCCUGCAGUGUCUUGAAUAGCGAACUCUUCAAAGAAUGCAAAAAACUGGUGGAUCCUGAGCCUUAUGUGGAAAUCUGCAUGUACGACACCUGUGCAUGUGAGUCCAUUGGGGACUGUGCCUGUUUCUGUGACGCCAUUGCUGCUUACGCCCAUGCGUGUGCCCAGAAAGGCGCAGUGAUCCAUUGGAGGUCUCCUACUCUAUGCCCACAAAGUUGUGAAAGUAUGAACAAAGUGGAGGAAGAAUAUCAAUGUGAAUGGCGAUACAACAGCUGUGGCCCCGCCUGUCCAAGGACGUGCCAGCACAUGGAUCCAAUUGCAUGUCCCGUCAAGUGUGUUGAAGGAUGCCAUCCCCACUGUCCCGCAGGAAAAAUUCUCGACGAGCUUUCUGAGUCUUGCAUCAAACUCGAAGAAUGCCCGGUGUGUGAAGUAGAAGGUCGCAGAAUUGCUGAUGGGAAGAAGAUCAUUUUGAACCAGGAGAAUUCUCAGCUCUGCCAAUCCUGCCAUUGCGAAGUACGAAACCUGACGUGCCGCCCUUGUGAUCCGGAAGAGGCUGGCAAAUUCCUGACCACUGUUAGUCCAGAUAAAAAAGAAGAAGAAGAAACGGAGGAAGAAGAAGAAGGAGAAGAAGAAGAAGAAGAACCCACACGUGAAUAUUCCUGUAGCAAAAUGAUGGACCUGGCCAUCUUAAUGGACGGUUCCAAUAAGCUUUCCGAGAGCGAUUUUGAAGAGUUGAAAAACUUCACCAUUAGCAUGAUGGAAAAACUCCACAUCUCCCAAAAAAGGAUCCGCUUGGCCGUCCUGGAGUACCGCACCGGUUCACACAUUUACCUUGGUCUGAAGGACAUUAAGAAGUCAAAAAGAAUGAAGAGGAUUGUGCAAAAUAUAAAAUACACGGGUGGGAAUGUAGCCUCUGCCACCGAGGUGCUCAAAUACGUUGUGUUCCAUGUGUUCGGCAAGGCGCCACGCACAAACGCGGCCCGAAUUGCCAUGAUAUUUAUGGCAAGCAAGGACCCCAAGAGAAUCCAGGGGAUCUUCCCGAUUUUGAAAAAAAAGAAAAUAAUUGUGAUACCAGUAGGCCUUGGACCCCACGUGAGCAAAGAACAAAUUUCACUACUAGAACGGCAGUCGCCAGAAAACAGAGCCUUCCUGAUGAACAGUGUGCUUGAGUUAAGGCAACGCACGGAUGAAAUAAUUGACUACUUCUGUGGCCUUGUGCCUGAAGUCAGUGUGGUUCUUUCCACCCGACGCCCCAUCCCAACUCUCCCCAGUGUGCGUAUGGGGACCUACCCUCCCGGUUUGACAGAGGUACCGUCAACACAGGUUUCUAUCUCUGUUGAGAAGAUCCUGGACAUUGUCUUUUUAAUUGAAGGGUCCGGCAAAGUCGGCAAGAACAAUUUCGAGACCAUCAAAGAGUUUCUUAUCCGUACCAUCCAGGAGUUGGAAGUAGGAGAAGAGACCGUUCACGUUAGCAUCCUACAGUAUUCCUUCACCAUCACCGUGGAGCAUUCUUUCAGGGAACGCCAGUCCAAGGAACUCCUCAUUAAGAAGGUGAGGGAGAUGAAAUUCCAGGGAGGCAACGCAACCAACACUGGACAGGCGCUCAACUUCGUCUCUGAGCAGUCGUUUACCACCAACAGAAGAACCGAGCAGGUGCCCCACUUGGUUUACAUGGUUACUGCAAAUCCCUCCACGGAUACCAUCGUUCGUCCUUCCAGUGAUGUCCAUAUUAUUCCGAUUGGCAUAAGGCCUAGUGUAGACAUCCAGGAACUCGAAGAAUUAAGUCAGUCACAGGCUCCUAUUAUCAUAGAAGGCUUCAACAAUCUCAUCAAAGAAGGACCAGACUUGGUCCUCAGAACCUGCUGCUCCAAGAACGAAUUUUGCACCAAGCCCAUGGAUGUGAUAUUUCUCCUGGACGGGACCUCAGAUGUUGAAGAAGCUCAGUUUGAGGAAAUGAAACGUUUUGUGAAAGCAUUUAUUGAACACGCUGAUGUGGGUCAUUCUUGGACUCAAGUUGCGGUACUUCAAUAUGGAAAAGUGAACUCUCUGGAGAUUUCAUGGAAUGUACUCCAGGAAGAAAGAAAUCUUCUGAAAAAGGUGGACUCCAUUCAUCAAAGAGAGAAAGGCCCAAGCAGACUAGGGGAUGCCAUAGACUUCACAGUUCAACAUGCCAUUUCUGAAGCCAACGGAGGACGGCCCAACGCAUCCAAAACGGCUGUGAUUAUUGUGGCAGGCACCUCAAAGGACGCUGUGGAAGCUGCUGUCUCUUCCGCAAGAGCCAACAGAGUUACGCUGCUUCCCAUCGGCGUUGGCACCAAAUAUAAUGUGGAACAACUGAAAUCUUUAGUGGGGCCGUCUGCCAAAGACAAGAUCAUUAAACUGCAACAUUUUGAAGAUCUUUCUACAAUGGUCACGCUGGGUGUUGAAUUUAUGAAGAAACUUUGUACAGAGACUGCCCAGGAGUGUAUAGAUGAAGAGGGGAAUAUCCGAGCACCUGGCGACAAGUGGCAGUUGCUGGAUCCGUGCUAUAGUGUGAAGUGCUUACCGGGUGGCCACACAGAACUGGAAAGCCACCGACAUCUCUGUGAGAGGAUGGCCAAGCCAACAUGUCACAACAAUUUCCCCGCUGUUAAAGUGGAGGAAACGUGCAGCUGCCGUUGGGUGUGUCCAUGUACCUGCAUGGGAAGUUCAACCAGACACAUUGUCACCUUCGAUGGGCUGGAUUUUAAGCUGAUGGGCAACUGUUCCUACACCUUGUUUGAGGACAAAGAGGAGGGCGUUGAAGUGAUUCUUCACAACGGCGCUUGCAGCUCAGCCCCCAAAGUCAACUGCAUGAAUGCCAUUGAGGUCACACAUCAGGGCUUCUCUCUGCAGCUCUAUAACAACAUGACGGUGACCGUGAACGGCAUGGCUGUUAUUCCCCCCUACAGCAACAGUCAGGUGGAAGUCAAUAUCUACGGGACAAUAAUGCACGAAGUCAGGUUUCUGCAGCAGAACCACACCCUGGCCUUCACACCGAGCAACAAUGAGUUCACGUUACAGCUUAGCCCAAAGAGCUUUGCCUCAAAGAUGUAUGGACUUUGUGGGGUGUGUGACCAAAACAGCGGGAACGACCUGCUCUUAAAGAACGACUCCAUCACUCAGGACAUCGGUGGCUUCAUCCAGGACUGGACCAUUCAGCAACCAGGACGGAUUUGCAAAGAGAGAAAGGCUGAGGUGUGCGUUGAGCGCGCAACUGCCCGAUGCAGCAUCCUGCUUUCCAAUCUCUUUUAUGAGUGCCAUCAGAUCAUCCCCCCCAACACCUUCUAUGCAACGUGCGAAGAAAACAAUUGCUUUGGGGAGGAAGUGUGUGAGAUUGUAGCCUCCUACGCCCAUCUUUGCAAAGUCCACGGGGUCUGUGUGGACUGGAGAACGCCCGAUUUCUGCGCCAUGCCGUGCCCGGCCUCUCUGAUCUACCAGCCCUGCCAGAAAGGGUGCACAAAACACUGUGAGAACGGGACCGACAUGCAAAUCUGCACGGACUAUGCCACCGAGGGCUGUUUCUGCCCACCGGGACAGGUCGUCCUGGAUGGCACCUGUGUUCACGAAGACAUCUGCUCCCAAUGCAUCGGUGAAGAUGGAAGUCGCCACCAGCUCAUGGAAACGUGGAUUCCUUCCAUCGACCCCUGCAAGGUCUGCAUGUGCCUGGAGAACAGGACCGUCAAUUGUGUGUCACAGCCUUGCGCGACAGCCAAACCCAUUGACUGUGGUCCCUGUGAGAUUCCAAGACUGCAGAGGAACUCCAAUCAGUGCUGUCCAGUUUUUGAAUGCGUCUGCGAUCUGAUCUCUUGCAAAUUGCCUCUGAUACCUCACUGUGAAGAUGGUCUCCAACUCAUCCAGGCAAAUCCCGGAGGAUGUCGACCAGAUUACGCUUGCGUCUGCAAAAAGGAAGAGUGUAAGCCACAGUCCACCCCGUUCUGCCCACCACACCGCAAACCGAUUUUGGUGAAGACUCGGUGCUGUGAUGAGUUCCAGUGUGUUUGUAGCUGUAACAAUUCAACGGUGACCUGCCCGCCAGGCUACCUCUCAUCCUCCGUCACAAAUGACUGCGGUUGCACGUCUACGACGUGCAUUCCUGAUCAGGUGUGUGUACACCGCAACAUUGUCUAUCCUCUUGGGAUGACUUGGGAGGAAGGAUGUAAGGAGUGUUCUUGCACCCACAUGAAAGACGCUGUGACAGGACUACGAAUUUCAGAAUGCCUGGAGAAAGGAUGCAGUACGUCCUGCCCAGCGGGAUACAAAUACGUCAACAGAGAAGGGGCAUGCUGUGGGAAAUGUCUCCGGACUAUGUGUGAAGAUACACCUCUUUGGUCUCGAGGAGAUGAAGACGUCGUUUGGCACAAUAUUGGCUCUGAAUGGACGUCUCCGACUGAUCCCUGCGUCAUCAAAAAAUGUGUCCGUGUGAACGAGGAGGUCUUUAUCCAGACCAGGAAUGUCUCGUGCCAAGCGAGGGAACCAAUCAGCUGCCCCUUUGCCACAGAGAUGCGCUGUGACCAGCGGUCUGGAUGCUGCCCUUCCUGUCGCUGUG